Molecule: messenger RNA, 1620 nt
Organism: Aedes albopictus (Asian tiger mosquito)
Lineage: Eukaryota; Metazoa; Arthropoda; Insecta; Diptera; Culicidae
Exons: 2
Coding region: 23-1201 (392 amino acids)
Source: RefSeq, a predicted model, not a curated record
CACCACAAUAAAGAAUGUCGAAAUGUUCAUAGAACUAAUUAAAUUCAAUCUCUCCUCCAGUUAUUUCGUCCACCGUGGCAACUUCUACUGUCAAAAGUCGGGAACGGCAAUGGGUAACCCAUUGUCUCCGGCUCUUGCAGAUUUAGUGAUGGAAACAUUGCUAGAUCACGUGCUUGAAGGGAUUGAUAUUCCUAUUCCAUUUUUGAAAAAGUACGUCGACGAUUUGAUCACCGCUCUCCCAAUCGACAUGAUUGAACAUGUGAGAAAUGCGCUCAACGAGUUCAACUCACACAUUCAAUUCACGUGUGAAAUGGAAAAUAAUAAUCAGCUGCCGUAUCUUGACAUGCUGCUUAUACGCACAGCGCAGCAAAAAAUCGUCACCGACUGGUACAAAAAACCUGUAGCAUCGGGGCGCAUUUUGAAUUAUUUUUCAUUUCACCCUCUCACACAAAAACUAAACACGGCCACUGGCUUUAUUGGGAGAGUGUUCAAGUUGUCGACGUGCAGAUCAGAAAAUGAGAAAAAAGAGUUGGUCCGGGAUUAUCUGCUAAACAACAACUACUCAAGUUCAUUGAUAAAUCGGUUGAUAAACCGAUAUAUCAACAAGAACACAAACACACAUGAGAGUAACAGCAGUACACAUCCCGAACCAAAAAUGUAUCGAUCUCUUCACCACGUAGAGAAGCUCACGCCGGCUCUCGCAAAAGUCAUCAAUAGAAACUUCCCCAACGUUCAACUGGGCUUCAAAUGCGUCAAAACAAACAGACUGUUGUUUUCGAAGCUCAAAGAUGCAACGCCGCAGUUGGAGAAGAGAAAUGUGAUUUACCGCAUUCCCUGCGCCGAUUGCGACUGCGCAUACAUUGGGCUGACUACGCAACAGUUGAAAAACCGUCUCUCUGGGCAUCGGUCUCUCAUUAACCGAUACGCAGAUUUGAAAUCUUCCGACCCGAACAGAGCGACGGAGAGGGAGGAAGAAUUCAAAAAGACGGCGUUGAUGGUCCAUGUGAUUGAAAACGAACACCGAUUCGAUUUACCUGGUACUAAAAUUCUAGAACAGGACAAUCGUUUGAACGCACUUCAAGUUCUUGAAAUGUGUCACAUUUUUUGUGACACCAAAACGGUUAACUAUAGAACCGACACAAGUAAUUUAAGUGUUGUUUACUCGGGUCUUCUGCACUCAAUCACGAACGGACAAAGAUAGCAGAACAUCGUCACAGCACGCUGUGAUUCUCUGUUUCUGUUAAUGUUUCCGUCCUUUAUGUUCCAUCUUUUCGUUUGACGUCUCCACUCAUAGACAUUUUAAUUCAAACCUGUUUAGAUGUGCCUAGGUGAAAGCUGUGUAAGUUUGUGCUCCGUCCAAUGUUUUAAUUAUUGUAAAAACGAAUCAAGUCAUUAUGUCCGAAAUUUGUAUGUAUAAUUACAGUGUAAUGUUGUUAGCCGUUCCAUCAGUCCAUGUCCAAACCCACUUGACCUAAAAACAACUUUUGAUUUUGCCCUGAAGAUGAGUGAAUAAACGCUCGAAACGUCGGCUUUAAUUAAAACAGUUGUUUUAUAAGCAACCCGAGGACCGAAAAUACGCCAGCAAUCGCUAUCAAAUUAUCAAAGACGGUCGUUAUUUUA